This is a messenger RNA of Symsagittifera roscoffensis, 2150 nucleotides long. RefSeq names its product leucine-rich repeat-containing protein 45-like. Gene Ontology annotation, molecular function: protein binding. The record is from RefSeq and is a predicted model, not a curated record. NCBI's taxonomy places the organism in Eukaryota, Metazoa, Xenacoelomorpha, Acoela, Convolutidae. Gene Ontology annotation, cellular component: centrosome. The transcript has 10 exons. The coding region runs from base 25 to 2004 and encodes 659 amino acids.
GUGAUAAACUUAUUAAAUAGAAGCAUGAAAACUGAGCCGUUGUAUGCCUUUUAUCUGAAACUGUGCGAGGACAUAGAUAUUCUCCCACAAGAAUCAGUAACCACGAGUCUGAAAAAUUCCGGUGACUCAGAAAAGUCGUCUGUGAGUUUACGGGGUUGCUCACUUAAUCUCGAGACUUGCUCUGUGCUUGGCCUGCUUUUGUCCAAAACGUCAUUCGUUGCUUUGCUCGAUUUUGCGGAUUGUGUUUUGGGAGACGAUGGAGCUAAGCAUUUGCUGAAUGGAUUAAUUGAGAACUCUUCUGUGAAGACUCUUUUCUUAAAGGGUAACAAUCUGAGAUCAGGAUCUGCUGAAGUUCUCGGGAGACUGCUGAGACAUAAUCAAUCAAUUGAGAAGCUAGUGCUUGAAUGGAACGGACUAGGGAUGUGGGAUGCUUCAUUUUCUGUUUUGGCUCAAGGACUGGCGGCCAAUCGGGUUUUGAAACAUCUUGACCUUAGAUCAAACCAGGUUUCUCAUGAAGGCGCAACAGAGCUCAGUGCUGUCAUUAAACAGAACCAUUGCUUGGAGUCUUUAGAUUUGCGAUGGAACAACGUUGGAAUAUUGGGUGCACGAGCUCUCUUGACCGCUAUUCCUUUCAACCAAACACUGAUGUCACUGGAACUCUGUGGAAAUAAUAUUCCUGACGACCUGAUGAAAGCAAUUGAAAAUGCCAUGAAACGGAACUGCGAAACAAAAGUUAUCAAGGAAGAUUUUGAAGUGAAGACCCAAGUGUUAGCACGCGAAGUUAAUCACAUACAGGCCGAGAAGGAUAUCCAGUUGAAACAACUCCUGGGAAAAGUUGAAAAAGGCGAAACAAAGUACAAAAAAGACUGUGGAGAAUUGGCAAACAAAGUUGGGCGAUUGCAAGAAGCUUUAGCAGAGCGAAAGACUCAUUAUACUCAAGCUGUAUCUAAGCUGCGAUUGGUCGAAUCAGAGCUGGCGCUGGCCAAUCAGCGAAUAGAGGAAUAUAAACAACUGUUGGACCGUGCUCAAGUAGAGUCGAAAGAAAGCUUGAGUCGGUUUCACUCUGAUCUGCAACUGGAACGAGAAGAGCGAAGUGACCAAGAACAGCGACUAGUGAAAGAGUUGACGAGAAACAAAGCUGAGAUGUCAAAUUAUGAAAUAAAGAUUGCAGAUUUGAACCGCAAGAACGACAAUUUGGAGGUUCAAUUAAGGGAAGCGAAUGACGCCGUGUCAAAGAUGCAGACAGAAAUGAAAAUCAAGGCAGUACAACUUGAUGAGCAAUUGUCAGUUGAGAAACAGAAGUGUCGCGAGGCCAUCAGAGACUGCGAGGACAGUACAGAGAGGGAGAUGUUCAAAUUGAAGCAGGAACACGAAGAGAACUGCAGACACCUCAAAGACAGAGUUUCAAAGUUGGAGCAGCAGAAAACGGUUGCUGAAGACGAGUUGAGCAGAGUCAAAUCGCAAUCAGUACAGGACAGAGUCGCAUUCGAAGACCAGCUGGCCGAAAACCGUCAGAAGGUCCGUUUAGAAGAAGAGCAGAAAUACCGACAGCUGGAAGACAAACUGAGAUUGGCCAAUAAGUCGAAAGAAGACGCAGUUAGUUAUGCUAACCAACAAACUAGUUUAGCUAACCAGUUGCAGUCAAAUGUUAAUACGCUGACGUUGGAAAAUGAGUCACUGAAAAGACGCAUUGAAGAGCUAACACAGGAGGUGGCGAAUAAGGCGACAGAGGUUAAUGUGGCAGUUAUGAAGACUAAGACUGAGUUCGCCAAUCAGAUUGUUAGGCUGGAAAGUGAGAAUUCGUCGUAUCAAGAAGUCAAACAUCAAAACACUGCACUGGAAAAGAAAAUGAAAGAAAAAUCCGACGAAAUCACAAACCUUCAAAGCCAAGUAUCAGCUCUAGAAUUUGAAAUAGGAAGAAUGAAGGACGACGAAAGACAGCGAGUAACUUUGCUGCAAUCUGCCAUCCAGAAUUAUUGCCAGACCACGCCAAAAGCCAGUUAGAGUAAAAGAAAAGAGAACAACCAGUUUGUCAGGAAAAAUGAAACUUCCAUCUAAGCCUGUAUAUUUGUUUGUGCAUAUUGAUAGCUGUAGACUACAGUGUAUAAAGCUUUAAUUGUAAAUUGUUUGUUUCAGUUAAUAAAUUCUAC